Messenger RNA from Brassica oleracea var. oleracea, 1254 nucleotides. RefSeq lists its product as uncharacterized. The record is from RefSeq and is a predicted model, not a curated record. Lineage: Eukaryota; Viridiplantae; Streptophyta; Magnoliopsida; Brassicales; Brassicaceae. The coding region runs from base 312 to 1025 and encodes 237 amino acids. The transcript has a single exon.
ACAUGUUAUCAAUGUUAUCAAUUGGAGGAAAUAAAGAUGAGAGGUUGAUUAGAGUAUGCCGCUGCUGCAGACGUUGUUAGUCUCUCAUCAGUUAACAUUUUAAAAUAGACAAUAGAGAACAAACCCACCGGUUCUGCGCGAUCCUCCACGUAUCUAAACCUCUUCCACUCAUCCUCCACGUGUCCAUUUCUUUCCUCUCUUUUAUCUUCCCUCGACACUCAAAACUGUUCACUUGCCACAUUUUCCCGAGCAAAAGAAAACCAAAACGCAUCUUGUCUUCUCAGAAAGGACCUUACGCAAACCCCGAAACCAUGUCUGGAGGUGUCGGUCCGACUUAUAACGACAUAGCCUUGCCAAAAGACGAACACCAUCACGCUGUCGGAAAAACCACCGGAUUCUUUUCGUUCCGGCAACUAAACGUCCUUGCAAUAAUCCUCGUCCUCUCCGCAAGCGGUCUCGUCACAAUAAUAGAUUUUCUAUUCGCACUCCUCACCUUCAUCUACUUCUUCUUCAUCGCCAAAGUAGUCUUCCCUCCACACGAGAAUCCGAACCGAGACGCGCCUCUCACAAGCUCCACCAACAAGUUUUUCCGUUUCUAUGUAGCUUGCGCGGGGAUCGUCGGGCUCUUACUUCCCAUCUGCUACAUCUUCGAAGGACUCCUAGAGGACGAUAAACGCGGUGUGAGCGCAGCUGCUCCGCACGUGUUCCUUCUGGCGAGUCAGGUUUUCAUGGAGGGAUUAGCGGCCACGUUUGGCUUCUCUUCUCCGGCUCGGAUCCUCGUACCGAUCGUUUACAACGCUAGGAGGGUCCUUACUCUCGUGGAGUGGAUUAUGGACGAGUUCUCAAGGGAAUCUCCGGCGUCUGCCACGGGGGUGGGGACGGUUUCGGAGCGGCGUAUGUUUGCCGGGAAAGUUUUGUCGGCGGUGAACUUAGGGGUUUGGUCGUUUAAUCUCUUUGGUGUUCUGAUCCCGGUUUAUCUACCGAGAGCUUUCAAAAGGUAUUACGGCUCCAGCAAGGAGAAUUGAGUCUGGUUAAAAGACCAAUUCCAGCUUUUGUUGUUUAAUUAGUCCGGUUCGGUUGUAGGAUUAACCGUGAUCUAAAAGUGAAUUCAAGGGUUUUGUUGUUCAAUCUCUUUGGUUAUGUGAUACCGGUUUAUCUCCUGGUAGCUUUAGAAUAAUGUAUUAGCCGGUUUAAUCACCCAGCUUUUGUUAUCUUUCCUCUUUUACAAUCUUUUAUGAAUUCAGUUUCAGUGAU